AUGGCAAUCAGUAACUUACAACCUGUUGCCUACAUCGUUAUAUCUCUUGCGUUUGCCGUUGGCACUAGCUCAAUUUUCUUGCGAUUGUACUGUCGAGCAAUCUUGUUAAGGACUUUUGGCCGCGACGAUGUUGCGGCAUUACUUUUGUUGCUGGUCAACACCAUGCAGCAGACCAUCUUGUACAUAUUCUUGCAUUACGGCUGUGGCCUACACGUGAGUACUCUGAACGAUUAUCAAAUUUACAAUAUCGAAAAGUGGCUCAUCGUCGAAGAAAUAUUUUAUAUGUUUACUCACUGGACCAUCAAGAUGUCUUUUCUCUUUUUCUAUCUUCGUCUCUCCCCAGACGCCAACUUCCGACGACUGGUCUAUGGUACCAUGGCUCUCAACACCAUGGUCACCAUCACAAACUGGCUACUAGCAUUUUUGCAAUAUAUCCCAUUUGAUGCUGUACUACAUCCUGAAAACUAUCCAGAUGCAAAAUGUAUCGAGGAAGAUAUAGUCUUGAUGCUGCCAUCAGCUCUGAAUACAAUAACUGAUUUGGCUAUUCUAUUCCUUCCAAUUCCCACUGUCAUGUCGCUUCAAAUGCCCUUUCGCCGGAAAAUGGCCGUUCUCAGUGUGAUCGGCUUCGGUGCCUCCGCCGUCAUUGUUGCUCUAUGUCGUUUCGUUGUACUCAAAGAGCUUGGAAGCACCGAUUAUAUUUCUUAUAUCCUCGGCAAUAUGGUAGUUGUUGCCGCGCUUGAGAUUCAGUCAGCUGUGGUUGCCGUGAACUUGCCAGCUAUGAAAGCCCUCUUUUCGCGGGUAAUUGAUCUUUCUGGGUACUCGAAUGGCAGUGCAGGCUACAAAUUGUCCGAGAACCCUUACCACUCAGCACCCGUACCACUCAGCACCCGAGUUGGCUAA
Talaromyces amestolkiae is the source of this 900-nucleotide messenger RNA. RefSeq lists its product as uncharacterized. The transcript has 5 exons. NCBI's taxonomy places the organism in Eukaryota, Fungi, Ascomycota, Eurotiomycetes, Eurotiales, Trichocomaceae. The record is from RefSeq and is a predicted model, not a curated record. The coding region runs from base 1 to 900 and encodes 299 amino acids.